This is a messenger RNA of Plasmodium vivax (malaria parasite P. vivax), 1081 nucleotides long. Its product is annotated as s-adenosylmethionine-dependent methyltransferase, putative. NCBI's taxonomy places the organism in Eukaryota, Apicomplexa, Aconoidasida, Haemosporida, Plasmodiidae. Gene Ontology annotation, molecular function: rRNA (guanine) methyltransferase activity. The record is from RefSeq and is a predicted model, not a curated record. The transcript has 10 exons. Gene Ontology annotation, biological process: rRNA (guanine-N7)-methylation. Gene Ontology annotation, cellular component: nucleolus. Bases 257 to 1081 code for a protein of 274 amino acids.
GCUAUGGUGCAAGGGCGUCACGUACAUUUUGAAGAACAUAUGAAUUCUCGUAAAUUGGCAUGCCAAUAACAUACGUACGAGCGCAUGGAUAGAGGAACAUACCAACAGUUCCUGCCUCAAGAGCACCUACUUAUUCGUUUGUCAUUACAUGUUGACCCGCUUUUCGGUUGCAACAAAAUUUUUUUAAAAUUUAACUAAAAAUUGAAAAAGGCAAAAAUAUUCCCUAAAUGAAUGUACUUAAAAUAGCUUAGAGGAGAUGGUUAGGCCCGAGUAUUCUUCCCCCCCUGACAUUUUUUAUAACGAAGAUGAAGCCAAAAAAUACGUCCGCAAUUCCAGAAUCAGGGACAUACAGUCCCAAAUGACUGAGCGAGCUUUGGAAUUGCUGGUACUCCCGGAGAGCCCCUGCUUGCUGCUAGACAUUGGAUGCGGGUCAGGCAUAAGCGGAAUGACCCUGAACGAAUCCGAUCACUUUUGGAUAGGAAUUGACAUCAGCAUUCACAUGAUAAAAGCGGGAUUGCAGAACGAAGCCCACCACGGAGGGGACAUGAUUUUAGCCGACAUGGGAAAACUGAUGAGGUUCCAGUCCUGCAUUUUCGACGGAGUAGUCAGCAUAUCUGCCCUUCAGUGGCUAUGCAACUGGGACAAGAAGGAUGAAAAUCCCAAAGUGAGAAUCAGCACAUUCUUUAAAUGGCUAUAUAACUGUAUGAAACGAGGAGCCAGGGCGGUAUUUCAGUUUUACCCCGACUCGGCAGAACAAAUUGAAACCCUCACGAGCUUCGCCAUGAAAGCUGGCUUCGGUGGUGGUGUCGUCGUGGAUUUUCCAAAUUCAGCAAAAUCGAAAAAAUAUUACCUGUGCUUGUGGACCGGGUCCGCCGUCGUUUCGCACCUUCCUGAGCCCCUGGAGGACGAGGAGCAUAACGACAUUGCGAGCACGAACAGGAGAUAUAAUAAGAAAACGAAAAAGCAAAUAAAAAAAAACAAGGAGUGGAUUAUGAAGAAAAAGAAUCAGAGAAGAAUGAAGGGACUGGACGUGAAGAGGGACAGCAAAUACACAGGAAGGAAGAGGAAAGGGAAGUUUUAA